AUGACACCACUCACCUUUCGUCUCGCAACACCGGAUGACGGCCCCUCGAUCCAAGACCUUGUCCAAUCCGCCUUCCGCGCCGCGGAUACCAGAAAAAACUGGACUGCAGACCUAGAACUCGGUCGAAAUUUCAGCGUCGAACUAGAAUCCGUUCUGGCUACUAUCAAGAAACCGAAUCGGGGUAUCUUGCUCGCUUUUACCGGUGUCACUGCUGGUACUGAUACUCUUCAAAGCGAAAAUGGAAGUGAACACCUAGUCGCAUCAGUCGAGAUAACAAAAAAAUCACCCAAGCGUGCCCGAUUCUCGCUUUUUGCUGUCCAUCACCAAUUCCAACAAGGUGGUAUCGGACGCCGCGUCUUGGCACAGGCGGAAUUAUAUUGUCAGGAGAAGUGGGGGUCUGUGAUCUUCGAGUUGGAUGCUUUGUCCACCAGAGAGGAACUUAUCGCUUGGUAUGAGAGACAGGGAUAUGAACAGACGGGCAUGUUGACUUCUUUCCCUGUGCAAAUAUAUCCAGAUUUGGAUUUGUCGCAUAAUUUAGCUUUUGUUGAGAUGGAGAAAUGUGUCAAACUUGAAGUUCAGGUUCAAGGUUGA
This is a messenger RNA of Penicillium malachiteum, 591 nucleotides long. RefSeq lists its product as uncharacterized. The transcript has a single exon. Gene Ontology annotation, molecular function: acyltransferase activity, transferring groups other than amino-acyl groups. The record is from RefSeq and is a predicted model, not a curated record. The coding region runs from base 1 to 591 and encodes 196 amino acids. NCBI's taxonomy places the organism in Eukaryota, Fungi, Ascomycota, Eurotiomycetes, Eurotiales, Aspergillaceae.